CAGGCUUUUAACCGUGACAGGCAGGUCAGAAAUAGGAUCCCUUCCAGUCCACGUAUCCAUUUAGGAGAGACUAAAACUGCAGCCCAUCACGGUGUGGUAGAGAAGAUCUAUGAGGCUGAAUCAAAACACCUUUCUUCCUAAGGCAAAGGGUUGCAUUCCAGUCAUGCAGUUUGUGGCUGAGAAAAAAGAGGCUUUUGUUGUCACUCGAGAAAUCCAUGCAGGCCGAAAGAAGAUCCCCUUGGGAUGUAUAGGCUGCUUUCUAGAGGAUAAGCACAGCAUGGGUCGCAUUGUUGACCUGAAAUCAAGGCCUGUCAUAACCCUGAUGAGUAGUCACAUCAAACCACUCAGCUGUCAUGAAGCUGGACUCUUACUCACUGUUGAGAGUCCACAAAAAAGGCAUGACCUGCUUUCCAAUGAGCGGCUCUUCACCGCUAUUUGCUGCCUGCAAAUCCAUGAUGUGGUGCGUGUGAGAUACAAUAGAGUGGUGACAGUCGGCAUUGUAAGAAGCUUCUGGGAACAGUACAGGAAGCCUGGCAGUGGAGAGCUGAAGAUGCUCCUUAUUGAGGUGGAGCUGCUGGAUUCAGGGAUUAUUUCCCUCCGUGACCGCUUUUCUAAGAGACUGAAGGUUGAUGCAAGCAAGAUCAUUGCUGUUAGCUCCAAUGUUACAUAUUCCAUUGGAUGCCAAGAGAUCAGCCAAGAGUUUUACAAGAAAGGGGACAAUCACUUGAACCAACACUUGGCAGAAGACAGUGCUGCAGUCCUCUGGGAACAGGAAGUCCUCAAGAAGAUGGAAGGCACUAUGAGGGGCAUCCAAGGGCACAGCAACUCCUGCUACCUAGACACAACUCUUUUCAGUUUAUUCGGUUUCUCCUCUGCCUUGGAUGCCAUCCUGUAUUCUACCGAGGUGGAUGACAAAACAGCACAGCAAAUUCUGAGAGAGCAGAUUGUGCAGCCUUUGAGACGGCAUGGCUAUGUGGAAGCCAACAAAGUAAUGAACUUGAGGAAAUUGCUGAGGUGCGACAGUUUCAUUACAGAAGAAAAAGACCCAGAAGAAUUCCUGAAUGUCCUUCUAGGAGAAGUCUUGGCUGUAGAACCCUUGCUCAAAAUCAGAGCAGACAAUGAAGUCCUCAAGUAUAAUUGCUAUCAGAUCCUUGCAGAGAACAAUUCAACGGUUAAAGUACCUACUGUGCAGCAACUCCUGGAGCAGUCUCUACUCUCCUAUGGUCUUCAUCUGAAUGAGAUUCCUUCAUGCUUCAUCCUACAGAUGCCUAGGUUUGGAAAGACAUAUAAGAAGUUUUCACUGGUGUAUCCUUCUCUGCAGCUUGACCUCACAGACUUGGUAAAGCAAGCUUCUCCUGUGUGUUGUGUGUGUGGUGGGCAGACUUUGUAUGGAUGUUCAUGGUGCCAGCCUGACACCCGCCUGCACCCAGAAUACAUGAAAUUCUUUGGGAACAUUUCUAAGGCACAUUCUCCUUGGACCAGACUGAAGUGUUCCGGUAAAGAACUGAAAUCCAACAGCCCCUCUGCUAAGCAGUCCACAUUGGAUUUGUUUGCAGUUCUCUGCAUUGAGAAGAGCCAUUAUGUAGCUUUUGUAAGAUAUGGCCCUUCUCAAGCAUCCUGGCUUUUCUUUGACAGCAUGGCUGGCACACUGAAGAAUGAGAAGCAAACAAAUAUCCCUGUGGUAAAGGCCUGCCCUCAGAUUGGACACUAUUUGGCUAUGUCACCAGCGGAAUUUGCCACUGUGGAUACUAACCAGAUGGACAAGCUUUCCAGAAGAUUCUUUUGUGAUGCUUACACAUUCAUGUACCAAGAACCAAAUCACAGCUCUUACAAAUAUCAGUUCAGAAACUGA
Anolis sagrei ordinatus is the source of this 1852-nucleotide messenger RNA. RefSeq names its product ubiquitin carboxyl-terminal hydrolase CYLD-like. Gene Ontology annotation, biological process: positive regulation of extrinsic apoptotic signaling pathway; regulation of mitotic cell cycle; necroptotic process. Gene Ontology annotation, cellular component: cytosol. Gene Ontology annotation, molecular function: K63-linked deubiquitinase activity; cysteine-type deubiquitinase activity. NCBI's taxonomy places the organism in Eukaryota, Metazoa, Chordata, Lepidosauria, Squamata, Anolidae. The record is from RefSeq and is a predicted model, not a curated record.